Molecule: messenger RNA, 2573 nt
Organism: Actinia tenebrosa (Australian red waratah sea anemone)
Lineage: Eukaryota; Metazoa; Cnidaria; Anthozoa; Actiniaria; Actiniidae
Source: RefSeq, a predicted model, not a curated record
CAUACGAAAACCAUUCUUAUGGGAAGCCAUUUGAAUGCUAUGGCAUAUCAUGUGGUACCGUAUACGUACUGCCUAAAUCAGUACCGUAUGUUUCCCACUCUCGUACAAAAACCGCUCUACCCUCCAAGCCAUCUGUCCUUUUUGACAUAUUGCAUAGAUUUUACCCAAUCAUAGUGUGUCGCAGUCGAAAAUCUUGACCCAAUCUAUAAAAACGUCUGCUAAUGUCCAAUUCUAUGUAAAUACGUCAGAUUCGAGAAGCGAGGAAAUACUCUUAAUGCGCGUAUGAACUUGUGCGUACACUUUCGUCAAAGCUAGACAAAUAAUCUUGAGCAAAGCCCAUUAAUGGACGAUCAGUUGUGGCAGGUUAAUCAGUCCUUUGAUGAAAUCUGUCGGUGGAUUUCUAAAUACAAGACCUAAAAUGUCUCAGGUAAAAUCAUCACACACAGGUCGGUAAUUAAGAUUGGAGUUGGAUCUGACAAUGGAGUAUUUGCCCUAAAAUGUCUCAGGGUUCCAAAUUACUCAAGAAUUUCGACAAAACGCCUUAUACAUUAUUCUUCUUGAAGUUAGGCCAAAGACUUCUUAGUAAUGUAGAGAAACAUGCAAACCAAAGGCAGGCGUGGAUGGCUUUCCACAAGAAACGACCUGAUUCGAACAUGGUUACUACACCAAUGAGUUGGCCUGGCUGUGGAAGACCCGCUGCUGGAUUAACUACACUCGAGGCAGACUACCGAAGAAGCAGAUUGGUAUCAACCGCUCAACCCGCACCGCGACCUAAAAUUAAACCACGUCGACUCCCGCCAAUCAAAGACAAUGCGACCAAAAGCAAGGAUAAGGCCAAAGGACGUCGACACAAAAACGAACGGUCGGACGAGAUGAACGACGAAACACCAUCAAAAUCGGCCACAUGGGCGCGACAAUGGGCAAACCAUCGCGCCAAACAAACCGGUGUUGUCACCAGCAACGAGCAACAUCACGAUAUGGAAAUAAGUGACGAUGACGUCGAAGAGAAAGACUCUUACCAAGAAUAUAUAGAUCACAAACGCGCGUGCGCCGUACCUUAUCAAAAAAGGCGCCAAAAAGUGGUGAGUUUGAGCGAGAGAGAAGCGGCCACCAUGAGAAGACUUCGCGGUAUUUACUGCAACACGAAAGAGAAAUCCCUACGAGUAGAAAAGUUAAAGGAAUCUAUAAAAGCGUUACAGGAUAGAACUUUACAUACAGAAGUUGACGCUAGUAUGAGGGAAUACGACAAGAAAACAAAAGUCGACAAAGGAAAUAGAAAGGAACUUAAAAGAGUCAGAGAUCGGUAUUUUAAAGAUAAACAAAGAAGAACGAAGCAUUCACACAUUAGUUUGAAUGCCCUCGAAACUCCUCAAGUGUCAAGACAUGCUUACGGUCUACCAGAAGAGGGAAAAGAAUUCGAAGAGACGACGCUUGCGAGAAAAACAGAAAAAAGACUCCAAGACAUUUGGAAAAAAGCUGUGAGAAGGGCCAUUGUGAUUGACAAAAUGAUUAACUCCAAUAAGAAGGCGCUAGAGCCCAGCCUACCACUGAUUAGAGUCAAACGGACGUCAGUCUCAAGAGAAGCGACACAACACGAAGCUCCUGUUGAAUCUAAUCCAAAAAGCCAAAAUAACUUGAUAGAUUUACAAGCGACUAUGAAUGAAUUGGACGGUUUAUCAUCAGUUGGUUCAGACUCUGAAGACAACGAUCUUACUGAUAUCGGAGAAGAAGAUUAAGCCGAAAAAAUAUCGAACGAAAUCUGAUCGCAUUGCAGGAGAAGUUGAAACACCAAGCUUUGAGAAAACAUUUAAAUCCAAUCGCAAAGAGGCAGCCAUUUUGAUACUGAGUAACCAGGCAUUUGAGUCAAAGGCCUGGAUACUGAGUCGCCUUCUUUACAUCCCAGGUUGCAUUUAGAUGUAUGUUGGUAAUGCCUGAGGAUGCCUUAUAAAAUGAAAACAAAAGGACAGCAAAGUAGCUUGGUUACUCAAUUCAGCCAAUCAAAUCAAAAUGACUGCUGUUAAGAUAUGAUCAUGACGUCACAUACUGACAAUCACGUGACUUAAAGUUAUAAAAAAUUGCAUCGUAUAACAUGCAAUUCCAAGUAAAACCGUUUAACGUCGCUAUAGCUGGGUUGUAGUAUUACAUUUGGACUUAUUUGUAUUUGCAUUAAUAGGUCACGUGACUACUUCCCGCCAUUUUUGAUUGCAGUCUCAAGAAAGAAUAACUGGUCAUAAGAAUUAUGUCAUCAAUGCAGCUUGUUCUCACUUUUGACCUCCAAAAAAGGCGGGAAAUCAAAACGUGAUCAUUAUUUACAAUGAAUCUUAUCAUUUUUAUCAUUCUUACCGCUGAAUCCUUUGACUGCGGUCCAUAAAGCGGAGCACAUCACGAACCAUGUCUGACCAAAGGUCAGAUUUCAAGUCCUUCUUUAAGAAAAAAGUUAGCGUUAGUUCUUUAAUAUAAAAGAAAAGUAAGAACCGACAUUAGUUCUUGAAAAUUUAUGAAUACAAUUUAUGAAAAUAUUAUAGGAAAGUAUAAUAAUAUAACAAUUAGGAUUAAAUUUAACUUAGCUAAGU